Molecule: messenger RNA, 7519 nt
Organism: Polypterus senegalus (gray bichir)
Lineage: Eukaryota; Metazoa; Chordata; Cladistia; Polypteriformes; Polypteridae
Product: ephrin type-A receptor 3-like
Exons: 17
Coding region: 63-2987 (974 amino acids)
Biological process (GO): axon guidance; protein phosphorylation; cell surface receptor protein tyrosine kinase signaling pathway
Cellular component (GO): plasma membrane; neuron projection
Molecular function (GO): protein binding; ATP binding; transmembrane-ephrin receptor activity
Source: RefSeq, a predicted model, not a curated record
UCUCCUUCUUUGCGCUCAGUAACUUUGUACAGAGGGAUGCGGUCGAACGGCGCUGCCUGAAAAUGGCACUCCUAUGGAUUUAUCCUUCCCUUCUGACUCUACAUCUCUUUUCCACAAGUCAGACGUUAAGGACUUAUCCAGAAAAUGAAGUGACACUACUGGACUCUAUGUCAGCGCUAGGGGACCUAGGCUGGGUGGCUUAUCCAUCGGAAGGGUGGGAAGAAAUCAGUGUAAUGGAUGAACGGAACACCCCCAUGCGCACUUAUCAAGUAUGUAACGUUAUGGAAGCCAAUCAGAAUAACUGGCUGCGCACUAGCUGGAUUCCCCGUGAUGGUGCACAGCGUGUUUAUGUUGAAAUUAAAUUUACUCUGCGUGACUGUAACAGCCUUCCUGGAGUUCCGGGCACGUGCAAAGAAACUUUUAACAUGUAUUAUUAUGAGUCAAACAACAGUAACCUUUGGAUAAUUAAAGAGAACCAAUAUGUCAAGAUAGACACAAUUGCAGCCGAUGAGAGUUUCACCCAGGUGGAUGUUGGAGACAGAGUGAUGAAGUUGAACACAGAGGUACGGGAUAUUGGCCUUUUGAGCAAAAGAGGAUUCUACUUGGCCUUUCAGGAUGUUGGGGCUUGCAUUGCUCUAGUUUCAGUUCGUGUUUUCUAUAAGAGGUGUCCUCUCACAGUUCGCAAUUUAGCCCAGUUUCCUAACACAGUCACAGGAGGUGACUCAGCUUUGGUGGAGGUUCAUGGUUCUUGUGUUAACAAUUCAGAGGAGUUUGAGAACCCAAAAAUGUACUGUAGUGCUGAUGGCGGCUGGCUUGUACCUAUUGGUCGAUGUAUCUGCAAGCCUGGAUUUGAGGAGUGGAAGGAUAUAUGUCAAUCAUGUCGACCUGGCUUUUACAAAUCUUUGGCAAUGGAUGCCUACUGCAUGAAAUGCCCACCUUACAGCUACUCAGACAAGGAGGGUGCUUCAGAGUGUGUCUGUGAGAAAGGAUACUACAGAGCUGAAACGGAUCCCAAGUCAAUGGCCUGCACACGACCUCCAUCUGCUCCAGAAAACCCCAUCUCUGUUAUUAAUGAGACAUCAGUGAUUCUGGAAUGGAGCCCACCCCGUGAAAAUGGAGGUCGAGGUGAUGUUACAUACAACAUAAAUUGUAGAAAGUGUCCAUCUGAGGGAAGAAUGUGUAAUCCAUGUGGAAGUGGUCUUCACUUCAUCCCACGCCAAUCUGGGCUAAUCUACACAAAAGUUCUUAUCACAGAUCUGCAACCACAUACCAAUUAUAUAUUUGACAUUGAGGCAGUUAAUGGAGUUUCAGACCUGAGCACUAACCCACGGCAGUACAUUUCUGAGAAUGUCACCACCAGCCAAGCAGUGAACGUCAUUCUAAAAGAGAGGAAAAGUAAAGACAGCAUCACAUUAGCCUGGCAAGGACCAGAAAGGACUAAUGGGGCAAUUGUGGAAUAUGAAGUGAUCUAUUAUGAAAAGAAUCAAAGGGACCAAAAUUACACAAUAUUGAAGACGAAAUCGAAUAGUAUGAGAGUGGAUGGAUUGAAACCUGGUACUACAUAUGUGUUCAGAGUUAGGGCACGAACUGAUGGAGGCUAUGGAAAUUAUGGGGGUGAAAUUGAAUUGGAAACCAACCAUGAAGAUAUGCUUGCUAUUGGGGAUCCGAAUCAGCCCACCAUUCUAGCAGUGUCCAUCGCUGGAGGAAUAGUGCUACUUAUAUUCCUGGUGGCUUGUUUUGUUGUUAGUGGCAGGCAUUGUGGAUAUAUCAAAGCUAAGCAAGAUCCAGAUGAAGAAAAAAUGCAGUUUCAACAUGGAAGAGUGAAGCUGCCAGGAAGCAGGACUUACAUACACCCACAUACUUAUGAGGACCCCAAUCAAGCAGUCCGAGAUUUUGCUAAAGAAAUUGAUGCAUCAUGCAUUCGGAUUGAGAGAGUAAUAGGAGCAGGUGAGUUUGGAGAGGUGUGCAGUGGCCGACUAAAGCUGCCUAGUAAGCGAGAGAUUUUUGUGGCCAUAAAAAGUCUAAAAGCUGGCUACUCAGAGAAACAAAGAAGAGACUUCUUGAGCGAAGCAAGCAUCAUGGGACAGUUUGAUCAUCCCAACAUUAUCCGGCUGGAGGGAGUUGUCACAAAGUGUAAACCAGUGAUGAUUAUUACAGAAUUUAUGGAGAACGGAUCAUUAGAUUCAUUCCUUAAGAAACAUGAUGGACAGUUUACAAUUAUCCAGCUAGUUGGAAUGCUGAGAGGUAUUGCUUCUGGAAUGAAAUAUCUUUCUGACAUGAACUAUGUACAUAGGGACCUUGCAGCAAGAAACAUUCUCGUCAAUGGUAAUCUUGUGUGCAAGGUCUCAGAUUUUGGUCUUUCUAGAGUGCUGGAAGAUGACCCAGAAGCUGCAUACACCACACGGGGUGGUAAAAUUCCAAUCAGAUGGACAUCUCCAGAGGCCAUUGCUUAUCGCAAAUUUACUUCAGCCAGUGACGUCUGGAGCUAUGGUAUUGUCAUGUGGGAGGUGAUUUCAUAUGGUGAACGACCAUACUGGGAAAUGUCUAACCAAGAUGUAAUAAAAGCAAUAGAUGAAGGCUAUCGAUUGCCUGCACCAAUGGACUGCCCAAUUGUUCUACACCAAUUAAUGCUAGACUGCUGGGAGAAGAGUCGAAGUGACAGGCCCAAAUUUGGCCAGAUUGUCAACACCCUGGACAAACUAAUCCGCAACCCAAGCAGCCUGAAGCAAUUAGCCAACAGUUCAGUCUGGCAAGACCCCACAACUCCAGACUUUCCUGUGAAUACAGUGGAAGACUGGCUAAAUGCUGUUAAGAUGGGACAAUACAAAGACAUCUUCAUUGCUGCUGGAUACAUUACAUUGGAUUCAGUAAUGUACCUAAGCGCCAGUGAAUUGGAUAAGAUUGGCAUCACCUUAGCUGGCCAUCAGAAGAAAAUCCUUUCAAGUAUACAGAGCCUCCAAACACAAGGACCACACCUCCAAGUAUAACAUUACCCAGCAACACAUUAUGAGUUCAUUAUGAUGUUUUGUUGCUCCUAGCUUAAAGCUUCACUGUACAGAUUGGUCUGGAUAGAACUUGUGCUUAGAACUUUGGCUUCCAUGUACUAAACAAAAAAAGAGGAAAAAAGGAGUGAAAAUGCUGAUCUAUAUUAGGUCUUGAUGAUAGUUGUGAUGGAAUUACUCAAACAUGUCACUCUUAAUGAAGUUAUUAUAUCAUGAAGUUGCAACAGACUACCUUUAACUGCUUUUGGAGGAUUAGUAUUUUCACCAUUUUUCAAUCUGCUGAAUACAUUCAGGUGAAUCAUCAUCUCUGCUCAAGAGAAGCCUACACAACUCAUCUAAAUGUCCUGCUUUGACACCUAAAUACAGUACUGCCUCACCUUCGGUCCCACUUCAGAAAGCGCCAAGACAUGGAAGUGUUCAAUUGAAUGUCCCACAAGAUGACAAUAACUGUUUGUUGGAUCACUGGCAUUUUCUGCUAGUAAAGAAAAUGUAAAUUCAGAUAUCCACCUACUUGCUAGUCUUUGGUUGGUAUUCAAUGUUGGCUUUACAGAAUGCAGCCACCAGAUGACUUUUGGUAUUAUUUGCUCAGAUGUGAAAGGUGUUUUCAUUUUAAUAGAAUAAAGUUAGUCUUUAAUUAUUAGAGAAAUGAACAGAAAGACCUAUGUAUUGUGCUUUCAGAUAAUGUUAAAGUUCUAUAUUGCUGCACAAAAUCUAACAACAGAACCAUUAAAAAAAACUUGUCUUUCACAUUUAUAUUCUAAAUCAUGCAAUAAGUUUAAAUACCAUUAAUUUACUGUUCAGUUAUUCAAACAUACAAAUGUCUCCCAGGCUCAUUAACAUUCACCUAAACUGGAAGUGAUUGUUACUGUUUUAUAUGUUAUUACAUUCCACACAUUAUUAAUGUAUAUGUAAAAAGUUUAUGUGCAAUUCCCCGCAGGUUUUUUUUUAGCACUUUGAAAUUCAUAUUUUAUUAACAUGCUAAUGCAUCAAUCGAGCCAUACACUGUUUUCAAAUCAGUUUCUAAGAUAUUUAUUCCAUCUAAUUAAAAAAAUAACGAAUGGCAAACUAUAUGCUACUUUUUCUCAUACUUGUAUACACCUUAUAGAAACUGUACAUUCUGUAUGAGUGCUGACACUGGUAUGCAAAGCAAAAGAUGAAGCAUUUAUUUUCUGGGAAGUGACUUUACACACAAUUCAACAUCGGUUUGAUUGAUACAUAGUGCUUAGUCUACAGAGUACAAAUAUAUAGUAACUGCUUUUUCUUUUAAUUAAAACUAUAUAUCAAGUAAAUGUAGGUUUGCUGAGUUUUCCAAAGUACCUUUUAACAUGUGCAGAGACUGAAAGUAUAUUUUUUUUUAUUAAACUUCUUCUGGGUUUUUACAAAUAUCGGGAGUAAUGCACAGGACAAAAUUCCACUCGUAGCGAAUUACAUACAGUAGGUUGGGUUGGGCUUUUGUAUUGACUUCCACUUUAAAUUACCUUUCUGUUUGCUAGUUUCUACACUUUCUAGGGCCAAUGAUUCUGUUUCAGUUCUGAAUUAGAGCACAGUUCCUGUUUUCAAGUAGUAUCUUUGCCUAAUUAGAUUUGCUUUUCUGUAUAUGUAUAUAUAUAUAAUAUAUACAGUAUAUAUACUGUAUAUAAAAUAUCAACUGUGGAUCCGCAGUUAUAUAAUUUAACAAUAUUUGCAUUAUUGUUGUCUUGCCGUGUCUUGUCUACCAAGAUCAAUUAGCAGAUUUAUAACCUUUAUGAAAAUAUAAGAAAAAAAACAAAACUGCAACACAGUUGAAAACUGCUUUAGGAGUCCUUGUCCGGUUUCAAGGCUGGAAACUAGGUGGAAUUCAUAUGUUCUUUCCAUUCUUGCAUUGAUAUUUCCCUGAGUUUUCCAGUUUCCCCCCAUAUCCCAAGAUAGACGGGUAAUUCCACAUUGGUGGUGUUCAGUUAAGUGUAUCCUACAAUGGACAGGGUUCUCAUUUAGCGCUGAUUUCUGCCGUAUUCCAGAAGUUGCACAAAUGAAAUGGACUUUAGCAGUGAACAGUCUAAAAAAAUGAAAGGCAUGAAAAUGUACAUAUUUUGCAAUGAAUGUCCAAUUAAAAAGUGCAUCUGAUUUAGAAUAUAGAUAUUUUAGUCAUUGUUUGACUUUAAUCCUUUUAUAAUAGCAAGGUCACACCCACUACUUUGCAAUCCUUAAAAGUCAUUUCCCUUUUAAAGUAUUAAGUAAUCUGACCAAAAUCAAGUAAAAUACAAAUGAUUCUGUGAUUUCAAAACCAAUAUUAUCUUUUAGUCAUAUAAUGGAGUAAAUGACUAUUUCAAGUUAUGUUAAAUGCAUAAAAAGGAACAAAGACAGCACACACUGUUUUGAAAAUUUCACACCUGCAUUGCUUUCCAGACCCAUGUUUAACCAGCCCAAACAGAGCAGAAGCAUAAUGGCCCCCAAAUGAAUUCUUAUUAAAUGUAUAUUUGUUGCACAGAAUUAUAUCAGAGGUUGGCACAUUCAUACUACAGCCCCAGAGUCCUGUGUUAAGAUCCAAGCCCAGGUACUAUAGUUGCAGUGCUUGCACACUCUCCCUGUAUCUGCGAGCCUAUUUCAGCUACAUGCUGCAUCCUAAUGCCAAGAAAGCUAGUUUGAUGGCGAGUAAAUAACCCUGGUGUAAUUAUGGGUGUGUGUAUGAGUAUGCCCUAUCCAAAGGUUUUUUCUGCCUUGUAGUCCAUACCACUGUGGUAAUCCCUGGCCCUCCCAUAACUCUAUGCUAGAUAAAGAGAGUUCAGAACAUAUAUGUGUGAAUUAACAUGCUCAACAGUUAACUUCAGAUUGUACUGACACUUAUAACAUUUACUGUCAAUGUACAGAUUCCUGUAGUACAUAAUUGUGCCUUUAUUUAAACAAUAUGGCUAACUGGCUAUAAAGCCUAAAUAUUUAUGUUCAUAUCUCUACAUGCAGUUGCUAUCCACAAUAAACCAAUUAUAAAACAGGUUGGUAUAAAAACCAUGAAUCUUGUUAUCUGCCUGAGUUAAUUAACUUCAUUAGAUCAUGAAAUAAGAAGCAUUAGGAAAAGGCCUAAACUUUGUAUAAAAAGAAAAAGAAAAAACAAAUGUAUUUUAAUCAGUACAAGAUGUCUGAACAAUUUAAAUUCUGUUUAUUUUUGUGUGAUGCACUUCACUGGAUGAAAGCUCAGAGCACUGUAACAAACUGAAAGACUCAAUACAUUUACUCAUCUAACAAUAUACCUAUAUGCAACAUCUAUACAAUUCAGAAAAUUUCAAUACAGAAUUAAAAGUCUCAAAGUCUGUGUAUCUGUGAACAGAAUUUACAGAAUGUCAGUUUCCAGUUAGCUUAAAUGCACAACGAGUUGAUCUAGCAGGUUAAGAAUAUUUAGGCUGUCCAGGCUUGGCAAGUUGGUUCUGAUGUGUAAAAAAUUUAAUUCUAAAUAGUCUAUUUAUAAUAAACUCUGAAAUUAGAAACAUCAACUGAUGUUCUUGUCAAACCAAGUGGCAGUCUGCAAUGUACAGUAAAUUAAUUUAACAAUGCUGUUUUACGUCUUUCACUCUUGUAUCUACUCGGGUGUGUCAGAAAAUCUCCCUAGAUAAGGUUUAUUGAAGAAUUUUUAAGGCAUUGAAAAUCACAGUAUAAAGUGACAACCCAAUGGCCACAACAUUCUAGCACAUGAUAAAUAGCUGAAAACACAGCAUGGAUGAAGUACUCACUUUCUACAUUGUGCUUUCACGAAGUUACUUUUGUACUGAGGCAGUUGCAGAAGAUUUAAAAAAGAUGUAUAAACAGUAUCUGAAAAAGUGGUACAAAAAUGACUUGGAAAAUGAAAGUUCAUGUUCAUGUUUUACAACGCAUGAUAUGCUCAGUUUAUUUUCUAGGUGCUUCUGUAUAUCUGAAACAAACAGAGUGCUGUCUUUUAUAGGCCUGACAGCACUGUGAUAUCAAUAAACUAAACAAUGGUUGUACAAUAUUGUAAAAAUGUACAGUGUUAUGAUUUAUUUUCAAUCAUGAACUUUAAUUUGAAAAAAGUAUGCUAAAUAAAAAGAAUGACCACUACCACCAAGUGAAAUGUGAAAACAGUGCAAUACAGAUGUUGCAAAUUUGUAAAGUAUGUAUGUGUUCUUUUGUUGCUUGCUUAUUUUAGUCUUGAUAUUACAAGUAUGUAUGCAUAUCUUAGCACAUCACAUCACCCACAACCAAAUAACCAGACAAGCUGCUGUUGAAAGGUACAGCUCAGCAAUUUCCUUCAUUAGAUGUCUGGUCUUGUGAUAGUCAUCAGAGAGACACGAGCUGGAACUGAUGUAAGAUUUAUUCCAUCUCUUCUGAUGUGGACCACCCUGUAUGCCACAGGAAAUUAAGCUCAUAGUAAAAUGAAUAUAACUCUGUCACUGCUUGUCCUCAUAAACAUAGUUGAUUAUGACCCCCAUGACAGUGUAAUUUAAGUAAAAACAUUAGUUAUCUACACAAAAGGCCAUUUUCCUGGUUAUUAUAAUAUUAUGUUAGAUCAGGGUGCCCAUACUUUUUCAGCU